Molecule: messenger RNA, 618 nt
Organism: Pisolithus orientalis
Lineage: Eukaryota; Fungi; Basidiomycota; Agaricomycetes; Boletales; Pisolithaceae
Exons: 4
Coding region: 1-618 (205 amino acids)
Source: RefSeq, a predicted model, not a curated record
AUGAGGGACCAGGCCAUCACCUUGCUGGUGGCAGCAUUAAGGCAUGUUAGGGUGCUAAUCAACACAGCACCACAGCCCGAAGAGAGCUUAGAGGCGAUAUACAAGUGGGUGGAGGACUGGGACCAGACCUGGGGCCAAGCAGCAAGAGGUGAGGGCCAAGACCAUGCACCAGAAGACACUGAAGGAAACCCAUCAAGAGGAGCUGCAUGCUCAACAGGGGAGGGCUCUGGUAGUGCAAGCAAGGGAAAAGGGAAGCAGAAGGCUACCAGCAAGGAGGAUGAGCUGGCUGACGAUGUUGACAAUGAUGAGGGUGAUGGUGAACCAGGUCCACCUGCAAAGGGACCUUGUGCAGCUGGGGACGAUGAGCCCUGUGAGACAUGUGCCCAGGCAAACCUUGCAUGCAUCAGGGAGCCAGAGGCAUCCUGCAAAUGGUGCAGGAAGGCGAAAUGCAAGUGCUUGCACUCUCGAAGUGUAGGGAGAAAGCAAAAGAACUCCAGUACUGUUGGGGAGGCAGGGCCAUCCCACAAACAAGUCAAAUCAUUUACAACCUCAAAGCUGGCCCCAGCAGAAUCUGCAACCGAACCUGUCAAGAAGCUUACUCUGAAAAUUCCAGCUUGA